UCUUGAAGCCAACUACCAGGUAUAAAAGCAGGCUCGAAAGUGAGCCCAGUUAGAAGCUUCUGCUCCUCCGACGGAUUAGGAACACCACAAUGCUGCGUGCCUGCAUCGUCCUCGCCUUGGCCACCAGCGCCUUUGCUGGUCACCUCGGUCACGUUGCUGGUGGCUACACCCUCGCCAGCAACCUCGGCUACGGCCUUGGCUACGGCAGCCUCGGCUAUUCCGGUCUCGGAUACGGUGGCCUUGGUCUCUCCCAUUAUGGCCUGUCCCACGGAGUUGGCUACUCCGGCCUGACCGGCUACGGUGCUGGCUACGGAUACGGAUACGCCCCCGCCGCCAGCUACGCCGUCGCUGCUCCAGCUGUUACCCGCACUGUCUCCACCUACCACGCUGCUCCAGCAGUGACCGCUGUCCACGCCGCUCCAGCCGUGACCGCUGUCCACGCCGCUCCAGUUGUCCAGACCUACGCUGCUGCCCCAGCUGUCACCAGGGUGGUCCAGUCCGCUCCAGUUGUCCAGACCUACGCCGCCGCCCCAGCUGUCACCAGGGUUGUCCAGUCCACUCCAGUUGUCCAGACCUACGCCGCCGCCCCAGCCGUCACUCGUGUCGCCACCUACGCUGCUCCAGCUGUCACCAAGGUUGUCCAGUCCGCUCCAGUGGUCGCCAGCUACGCCGCUGCCCCAGCCGUGACUGCUGUCCACGCUGCCCCAGCUAUUGCCACCGUUGCCCACGCUGCCCCAGCCGUCGCUACUUACGGAGUUGCCCACGUUGCCCACGCUGCCCCAGCCGUCGCCACCUACGGCGUUUCCCACGUUGCCCACGCUGCCCCAGCCCUUGCUACCUACGGCGUCGCUCACGCUGCCCCAGCUUACUACGGCUACGGUGUUGGCUCCCUCGGCUACGGUGUUGGCAGCUACGGUUACGGCCACGGUCUCCUCGGCUACGGCCUGAACUACGGCUACGGCCUUGGCUCUCCUCUCAGCUACUCCACCCUCCUCCGCAAGAAGAAGUAAAUGCUCUUUCUCUUGAGUCUUGGACCAGAAAGAAACCACACAGUCAUGGAAAACCAGAUUCUCUGGUUUCAAUGACGUAUAAUCAUUGUUAUGGGAGAAUAAACUGUUUGUCUGACA
Molecule: messenger RNA, 1127 nt
Organism: Dermacentor albipictus
Lineage: Eukaryota; Metazoa; Arthropoda; Arachnida; Ixodida; Ixodidae
Source: RefSeq, a predicted model, not a curated record